This is a messenger RNA of Paramecium octaurelia, 2078 nucleotides long. The record is from the annotation of a GenBank genome assembly. NCBI's taxonomy places the organism in Eukaryota, Ciliophora, Oligohymenophorea, Peniculida, Parameciidae.
AUGAAUUAAAAGCAUUUUACAUUGUAGAAUUCAAUUCAAUAUCUCAAAGAAUAUAACGGCUUCUAGGAAUUUACUCAGAUAAAGCUAACCGAUCAUAAUAAAAAACGAUAUAUAUAUCCUGUAAUUUAAAUCUCUCUAUAAAGGUUUUAACAUUGAAAUGCAUACAUAUAAAGUAUGCUACAAACUUAGAAACAGUUCUUGAUGAAAUUAACCUUAAAGGACUAUUCGUAUGCGAAUGCAAAAACACAGCUAAUCAUCCCAGUUAAUUGCAAAAAGAUAUCAGAUGGGGUGCUAAUGAGGAAAUCAAUGAAAUCUUCGAUGAGGGUACAGUUAUUCAUAAUAAACUAUUCCAUAAUUUUCAAAGGGCGAGGAGAUACAAUGCAGCCCUUACUGAUUAAAUUGUUCUUUCUAGUUUAAAAAAAUUGCUAGAAUAAUAAAAUUCUAGAAUUAUAAGCAAAAUACUUUAGAGAUAGGGUUAAAAUUUUUAAAAUCAAAAGAACAUCAUUUUUAAAGCAAUCUGCCUAUUGGAUUCUGUAUCACUCAAUAUUCCUGUAAGAUUCAAUAAUUGUGAACAUCCAGAAUGCUAUGAUUUAGCCAGUCUAUUGGUUUAUUUAAAAGAGAAUUCUAAAAUUUAAGGCCAAGCUGAUAAAUUAAUAUAGUUCUAGUGUAAACAAAGGACAUGUCAAGUUAAAGUGGAUAUUUCAACUGUAAAAAAUUUAUUUGACAAUAUCUAUAUUGAUAAAGAACUCUUAAAACUGAUUUAAAAAGGGCUACCCAGUAUUUAUAAAUACAUCUAUAAUCCAAAUUCUCAAUAGAUUUAAUAAGAUUUCUUAAUAUAGAGUAAAAUAAUAGUAGAUCGAUAAAUCUAUUAAAGAUACUAACAAGAAGUAAACUAAUAAGCACUAGCUUCAAACGAAGCAUAUUAGCAAUUUUAGAAAUUAGUUAUGGAAUUUGCUCACUCAAUUUUACAAAGAACCUCUAUCGUUCAGACAGAACAGAAGCUGAGACUUUUUAAAUAUAAGGAAUUUGAAGUUCAGCCUAUGAUUGAGAAAAUAGAACAGCCUGCUAGGUGUAUCAAUUGCCAUAUAUCUUAAGUGAUGGAAUUAAAAUACCUACUCUCUGAUUUUUAAAAAUAAAAAGACCUGUAUAAAUAACAAAUAAGGCCAUUGAUAUGCCCUUUAUGCUAAAAUAACCAUAAGUAUACUGUUUAUAUUCCAAAUGUUAUAUAUUUUGAUAAAAACUUGUUUGAUGCUUAAGAACAAGGGUUUUUAGAAAAGUCUGGAGAAAUUCAUAUUUAUAAUGGGAAAAAAUUGAUGAAGGAAGAAUUUCAACAAAAAUAAAAAGUUGAAUUAGAAGAGUUUAAGAAAAUUCUCCAAAAUGAAAAUCAAAAUUAAGUGUGCACUUUUACAUAACUUUAUUGUUGUUCAAAUCCAGCGAUACGAAUUAGUUGGCCAUUAGUUCUUAAGAACUGCCCAGAAUAGAGAAUCGUCGAUUUUGAGAGUUUUUAUAAUCGCAUUCAAUAAUUAGACGUAAAAAAUUACCAUGAAAAAUGUCUUAAAUUUUGUAAUUGCUAAUAUUGCUCUGAUAACCCAUUUUCCUUUGAAGAAAUAGUUUUUAAUGUUUAUUAUCAUGAGGCAUUUUAUAUAGCUUUGACUCAAUUUAAUAAAUCAAAGUUAAAAUUCGAGCCCUAUUAAUUUACCUAUGAUUUUUAGUCAAAUAGGAUUAUUGAAGAAUCUAUUCAUACUAUAUCGUCGAAAAGCAUUAUUAUUAAUGAAAAAUCAUUUAUCAAAGGGUUUAAGACCAUUUAAGAUGAAUACCAAGCUAUGUUUGACCAAAAGUAAAUACAAGGGUAUUAGUAUUAAAUUGUUUCAAAUCAAUUAACUACCUAAUUCGCAAUAAUCGAAAACACUAGAGAAGGUUAUAUAGGAGAGUCAAAAACUUAGUUAAAAGAGAUCAACGAAAAAAUACAAAAUAAUAAAGUUGCUAAAUAAUAUCGUUUUGAGAUUGAUAAAACAGAAUUUCAAACUAAUGGUUUUAUAAAAUUAGCAAGGGGAAAUGUUAGUUGGCAGUAAAAUUGA